Molecule: messenger RNA, 709 nt
Organism: Pseudomyrmex gracilis
Lineage: Eukaryota; Metazoa; Arthropoda; Insecta; Hymenoptera; Formicidae
Product: 40S ribosomal protein S18
Exons: 4
Coding region: 245-658 (137 amino acids)
Biological process (GO): translation
Cellular component (GO): cytosol; small ribosomal subunit; ribosome
Molecular function (GO): RNA binding; structural constituent of ribosome
Source: RefSeq, a predicted model, not a curated record
AAAUGUUUAAUAUCCAGUUUUUCCACAGAAUAUUGUAUGAUGUGUAUCAAAUAAUCAGCAAUACUAUGAUAAUAUUAGUGCUGAUUUUUUUAUGACAAUAUUUUGUCGUACAAAAGUACAAACAUGAUUUUUGGAGGUUAAAUUACAUAGUCUUCACAUGUGUAAUUUUACAAUACCUAAGUUUUAGAACGUUCUUUUUUUUUCUCUCGUGAUUCCCGAGAAAUUCCAGCACAUUCUUCGUGUCAUGAACACGAACAUCGAUGGUAACAGAAAAGUCAUGUUUGCCAUGACUGCAAUUAAAGGUGUUGGUCGACGUUAUGCCAAUAUUGUUUUAAAGAAAGCUGAUAUUGACUUAGACAAAAGAGCUGGAGAGUGUUCAGAAGAAGAAGUAGAAAAAAUUGUCACCAUUAUGGCUAAUCCUAGGCAAUACAAAAUCCCAGACUGGUUUCUUAACAGACAGAAAGAUAUUAUUGAUGGAAAGUAUUCCCAGCUCACUAGUGCCAACUUGGAUUCGAAACUGCGUGAAGACUUGGAAAGAAUGAAAAAGAUCCGAGCGCACAGAGGGUUGCGACACUACUGGGGUCUCCGUGUACGUGGGCAGCAUACUAAGACCACAGGUCGCCGUGGACGCACGGUCGGUGUAUCGAAGAAGAAAUAAUUUUAUGUAUUCCAUAUGUAUUGUCGAUUAUUAAUAAACUGUUAAACUAAU